Bradysia coprophila is the source of this 2033-nucleotide messenger RNA. Its product is annotated as proton-coupled amino acid transporter-like protein acs. Gene Ontology annotation, molecular function: L-amino acid transmembrane transporter activity. Gene Ontology annotation, cellular component: vacuolar membrane. Gene Ontology annotation, biological process: amino acid transmembrane transport. Lineage: Eukaryota; Metazoa; Arthropoda; Insecta; Diptera; Sciaridae. The record is from RefSeq and is a predicted model, not a curated record.
CCUUCAGUAUAUUUGGGUUGAUACCAUCGACAGCACGAAAACUACGAUUUUUUGUGUGUGUUGAACGUGUGUUGCUGUAGUUUAAUAAAUAAAUAAAUCCGGAAAUAAUCCCAUAUUAAUACUAAUGGUAAUAAUGAACUGAAUUGCGAAAAAGAAGAGGCCGGUUUCGUGUUUGAAAAUUGUUUACAGUUGUGGAAGAGUAAAAUUGUUUUUACAAAACGGACAGUAUUGGAGGUGAAGUUUUUCAGUGAAAUUAUUUUAGUAAGGACGCCUGACGGUAAAACCGUUUCAAAAAUGAAGGACAAUAAAAUAGAACUACAGGACCUCAAUGCUGAGGCACCGAUGCUCAACAAAGACGAUGCUGGAGAGGACUACGAUCCGCAUCUUCACCGUGACGUACCAGAUGCCACCUCGAACACUCAGACUUUGGUCCAUCUGCUAAAGGGAUCGUUGGGAACUGGAAUUUUAGCAAUGCCACAAGCAUUUUAUUAUGCCGGAUAUGCGUCUGGCGUUAUAAAUACCAUUUUCAUUACGUUCAUCUCGACGUAUUGCCUGUUGGUAUUGGCCAAAAAUCAGUAUAUUUUAUGCAAGCGACAUCGCCUACCAAUGUUAUCAUACCCGAUAUCAAUGAAAAUGGCUCUGGAAGAAGGACCCACAUACUUGCGAUUUCUGUCGAAAAUUGCCAUACCGUUCGUGGAUGGAUUUCUAAUAGUUUAUCAAGCCGGAAUCUGUUGCGUCUACAUAGUGUUUGUAGCUGAGAAUAUUAAAGAAAUCGUGGAUGCACUGGGUAUUCAGUGGAAUGUCAAAGUUUACAUGGUAAUAUUGUUGAUUCCAUUAAUACUGCUGAUGUGUGUUCGAAAUUUGAAACUGCUGGCCCCACUGUCUCUGUUUUCUAAUGUCAUAACGUUCCUGGGUGUCGCAUUGAUAUUCUACUAUUUCUUCAAAGACGGCAUAGCCGGACCAUCGGAACGCAUUGCAUUCAAUUCACUUGCAAAUUUCCCAUUAUUUUUCGGUACAACUCUAUUCGCAAUAAAUGCUGUUGGUGUGGUCAUUGCCGUGGAAAAUAACAUGAAAACUCCAAAAUCUUUCAAUAUGGUAAUGAGUCUAGCUAUGACCAUCAUAUGUGUACUGUACGCCGUAUUUGGUUUCGUUGGAUAUUUGCGAUAUGGCGAAAGCUGUAAGGGAAGUGUUACACUCAAUGCUGACCAAACAGAGAUCUUAGCUAAAUGCAUUCGCGGUAUCUUCGCAUUAGCAACAUUCAUUUCCUACGGCCUACAAGGAUACGUUCCAGUCUCCAUCGUUUGGGGAACAUAUUUGAGCAAAGUGUGGGAGGAUUCAGACUAUAAAAUCUACUACGAAUUUGCUGUUCGUAUCUUGAUUGUGCUGAUAACAAGUGCUGUUGCUGCGGCUAUUCCAUUCAUCGGAUUGUUCAUUAGUCUUGUCGGAGCACUGUGCAUAUCAGUGUUGGGAAUAAUGUGUCCAGCACUAAUGGAAAUUUGUGUUUUAUACAAAGACAAAUUGCCGGUUUUGACUGUCAUCAAGAAUCUCUUCUUCAUUAUAGUCGGAAUCGUGGGCCUAGUCGUUGGAACGUGGACCAGUGUUCGGGAUAUAAUUGCUGAGUACAGUAAAUAAGAAUUGUUUUCAAGUCAAUCCUAAGACAUUGUUAAAAGUGUAUCCUAUUUGUUGAGGGGCGCAAGGUCUCUUAUAAUUGCUAUUUUAAUAGCACCAAAGAAAUUGUAUAGUUAGGAAACAGGAGGAUAUUACUAUGACAUCAGAAUUUACAAAAACGGCAAACGAUUUCUUUCUUUCUUUCGAAUACAAUUUCCGGGCAUUUAAGAGCUAUCUUCACCUCAUGUAUGUUCGCAGCUAACGCUUUCUUUCAGUUGCAUGCUUCUGUUAUUCAACUAUCAUCUGGACAAAGACAUCAGAAAUACUAUGUCAUUGCAUCUGGGCAUCUCACGGUGAGCUUGAAAUUUUUUUUAUUUGACCUCUCGUGGACAUGAAAUGUUUUUAGUGGUUUUUGUAGAGGGCGG